CCCGCCCACCGGGGCCGCUCUGGCGCAUGCGCAGCCCCGCGCCCUCCGCCGCGUCCUCUGAGGGCCAUGGCGGGGGCGCUGCGGAAGACCACUGGACUUGUAGGAUUGGCUGUAGUUGAAAACCCUCAUGAGCGCCUGCGAAUUCUGUACUCAAAAAUACUUGGUGUCCUGCAAAACAUUCCCAAAGAUGCAGCAUAUAGGAAAUAUACUGAGCAGAUCAUAAAUGAGCGAUUUGAUUUGGUGAAAAAGGAGAGUGAUGUGCAAAAACUACAGGACAAACUGAACAGUGGUUGCAUAGAAGAAGUCAUUGUACAGGCUGAAAAUGAGCUUUCCCUGGCAAGAAAAAUGAUGCAGUGGAAACCGUGGGAGCCUCUAGUUGAAGAACCUCCUUCUGACCAGUGGAGAUGGCCAAUAUAAUUUUCAAAAUGGUGUAACCUCUGUAAAAACAAAACUUAAUUAUUAAUCUAUUGUUACUGACAGUUGUCUUUAAAUUAAAGAUAAUCACUUCAUUAAAAUAUAUUUUGUCCUAAA
Molecule: messenger RNA, 531 nt
Organism: Chiroxiphia lanceolata (lance-tailed manakin)
Lineage: Eukaryota; Metazoa; Chordata; Aves; Passeriformes; Pipridae
Gene: NDUFA5
Product: NADH:ubiquinone oxidoreductase subunit A5
Exons: 5
Coding region: 67-417 (116 amino acids)
Biological process (GO): respiratory electron transport chain
Source: RefSeq, a predicted model, not a curated record